GAUGAUAUGUAAGUGAGGUUAUUUUCUGAAUUUCUGAACAGUUUUCAAAAAGUUUUAUAUUUUACUGUAAAAGAAAUGGCGAAAGACAAAAAGAAAGGCUCAAAAGCGAACGUUUUUAAAGUGGCUGGUGCUAAAAGCUUAAAGAAGACCAAAGCGAAGGCAGUAAACUUAGGUUUGAAAAAUCUCAAGCAAAAAGUAGCAGAUAUAGACAAGCAAUUUAUUGAAAUAAAGAAUAAACCCAAACUUAUUCCAGAACCAAAAAAACAAGAUAAAAAAACUCCUAAGAAAACUGAGAAUAAUGUGACAAAAGAGGAAGUAUCUUCUGCAGCAGAUCAAAUUGUAAAAAUGGACUUAUAACAAAUGGCCAGGUUUUAUAAGCUGUUAAUUUAUAAUUCAUAUUAUUCUUUAAAAAGUUAUUGUCAAGUUUAUAGUAUUUACAGUAUAUACUAGUUGUGCACAAUAACAUGAGACCAUACUUAUGAAUAGCUAUAAAAAUUAGCCCAGUAAUUUUUGUGAAUUACUUACUAUUAUUUGAGAGUUGUUUCUUUCAAGCUAAUAUUAUAGGGGAAAUAAACAACUAUUUUUUGUUAA
Maniola jurtina (meadow brown) is the source of this 591-nucleotide messenger RNA. RefSeq lists its product as uncharacterized. Lineage: Eukaryota; Metazoa; Arthropoda; Insecta; Lepidoptera; Nymphalidae. Gene Ontology annotation, biological process: ribosome biogenesis. The record is from RefSeq and is a predicted model, not a curated record. The transcript has 2 exons. Bases 76 to 357 code for a protein of 93 amino acids.